UUCCAAUAAUACAACUAUUGUGAUUAUUGCUUUAACAAUGAGCAGUCGCGGUGCUGCUGCUUCACGAGAUCAAUACAGUGAUUCGUUUCUUGACGAUUUGAUAUCGCGCUUUCGUCGUGAUGUAGACCGUGCAUUUUCUGACCUUUGGGGUGAUACAAAUCGUUCUUCUACGACAGGUAUUCGUUUUGGUGUUUGGACACCUCGUGUUGAUGGCAAUGUAGUCGUUAGUGGCGAAAAUAAACCAGAUGAUACAUAUAAUACUGGAACUGCGUGGACAAGAGAACGUCGUUUUGGUCGUUUUAUGGUGAAUCAAUGA
This is a messenger RNA of Racocetra fulgida, 316 nucleotides long. Lineage: Eukaryota; Fungi; Glomeromycota; Glomeromycetes; Diversisporales; Gigasporaceae. The record is from the annotation of a GenBank genome assembly.